Molecule: messenger RNA, 597 nt
Organism: Gloeophyllum trabeum ATCC 11539
Lineage: Eukaryota; Fungi; Basidiomycota; Agaricomycetes; Gloeophyllales; Gloeophyllaceae
Exons: 1
Coding region: 1-597 (198 amino acids)
Biological process (GO): double-strand break repair via homologous recombination
Cellular component (GO): chromosome; cytoplasm; nucleus
Molecular function (GO): four-way junction helicase activity; 3'-5' DNA helicase activity
Source: RefSeq, a predicted model, not a curated record
AUGGAGAGCUCCAUCACUCGGAUUGUACUGGAUGAAGCCCAUCAACUCAUAACAGACUCUAACUUCCGUAGCAACUUUCUGAGGCUGAGUGAACUUGCAGCAUAUCCUGUGCAGAAGAUCCACCUCAGUGCAACAAUCCCUGCAUAUAUGGAGAAGCGCUACUUGGAAAUUGCAGCUCUGCCCAACUCUACACCCAUUCUCCGUGCUCCAACGUAUCGUGCAAACUUGUCAUACAGUCUCUUCGCAGUCAACCCCCGUGUCCGUAGCCAGGCUCGGCUCAUUGUGGAUGUUGCUGCGUACAUGCAAGCCAACUACUGGGAUGACAAGUGCAGGGGUAUCAUUUUCUGCCCCUCUGUGGAACGUGCCAAAGAACUGGGACGCCACUUCAACAACUGUAUUUCUCACAGCGAUAAGACAUCCUUGUCUGACAUGCAACGGUUCUUGAAUGAAGAAGCAUGGUUCAAGGGCACUAUGCCUUGGAUCGUAGCAACAACAACCUUAAUCCAUGGGAUAGAUUGUCCCAGGGUGAAGGUAGUUAUGUAUGAUAGGGUUAGGGAGGCACUCGACGACGAGCGCAGCGAGUCGGAGAGUGACUAG